Molecule: messenger RNA, 1493 nt
Organism: Xenia sp. Carnegie-2017
Lineage: Eukaryota; Metazoa; Cnidaria; Anthozoa; Malacalcyonacea; Xeniidae
Exons: 1
Coding region: 53-1072 (339 amino acids)
Source: RefSeq, a predicted model, not a curated record
AUACGUUCAUGAAGGCUGUUUUAUAGUAAAAGCAUGGAUUUAAAAGUCUAUCAUGACUUUAAAGGGUCGAUGGGGAUUCCUGAGAAAUGUAAAUUACGUCAGAUUUUGCUGGGGUUUCUUAGAAAAGGAGAGGAAGUUGUAUUUGUCAAAUACACAAAACUACGCCCUACCGUUGGUGAAUUUCAAUACAUACCUAGAGCUUAAAAUGAUGAAGAGUGAAUUAUUCUGUAACAGAAUACAGCUUUUUAUCAAAUGUGUUAGUUUAAAAACCUCGAAAAUAACGAAGACUAAAGGGGAAACCCCGAAAACAUGCCAUAAAUUGUAUCGAUUAUUUAACACAGGAAUAACAACAAUCGAACCAAAGAAAUACAGCUGUGAAUCUACUAUGGAGACGAAAGCCGAAGCAAAACACGAAAAUGGAAGAAAACGAAGAGAAGAAGGGGAAAGACCUCGUUUUAGGUAUCGUUUCAAAGAAAUUGGGCCAGCAAUUGAGGGAAUUUGUAAUGAAAGUGAAAGCAGUUUCACAAUACGCGAAGGUAAACACAAUGAUAUCAAAUCCUUUAAAGAAUUUCAAGCAAGCACACAAAUUAAAACAUCCAUGAAGAAAUUAUCAAGCCGAAGUAAGGAAAGUACUGAAACCAGCAAGUAUAAAGCAAGAAGAGAAUGUAAUAAUUGGAACAGAAGGAACUCGAGAGACUAUGUUUUGAAUUCAUCAAGUUCUCACGACAAAAAGAAACACGAGAAAUUGAGAAUAAAAAGGCAGAUAACAGAUAUGUUGUCAACUGAAAUGCAUCAUGUCGUAUAUACCGAUCCGCCAUCGCCUGAGAAGUACAGCGAUGUAAAAUAUGUUCGAUGGUGUCCACAAUACAUAAGUCCAAGCGUUCAAGGUCAUGCGCGGGGAGGAAAGAGUUUACUUCAUCACACGUGCAGGAGAUGUAGAAAGAUAUGUUUUCAUUUGCUGGGGAAGCCUGGAACACCAAGGUUUUGCCUAGCUUGUGCUGGUUAUAAAGAAAGAUACAUUCCUCGAUGGUAUUACCAUGAACAUUGCAAAUACUGCAAGACAUCUAAGUGACAUAAGGCUUAACAAGUGCAGACCCGUUCGACGUCAUGUGGACUUUAAAAAUUUAAUCUGACGUUUCCCAUCAUAGAACACAAAUUAAGAAGUGUGAAACAUACCUUUCAAUGACCAUAUUGAGUACUACACUACAUCAUGUGCGGUAAAGGAUUUUUUUGACUUUCUGUCGUUCUUUGUUUACUGAACGUUGACUAAAAAUAUCAAAAAUAUGUAUACAUACGUAACUGCAUCAACCAUUGACUUCUAAAUAUGUUCAUGAAGAAUUACCUUGCCAAGUAAACCAUGUUCAUGAAGUGGUAAGAUUCAGUCACAUUUCUUAAGUGUGAAUUGUAUGUAUUAUAUAAAGUUACAUAUUUUUACGUGAUUAUUACAAAAUUCAUCAAAACUAGUUAAUGUAAAAACAGAUCUAAAAACUUCA